AUGGAUUCUUUUCAGAGGCCCGUGAUGGCGGACCUGGUCUCCUCUUUCGUUGCAACGACUAUCACUCCAUCCGCGACCCGCUCUUCGGUGUAUGGAUCUACGGCUCUCGGUACCCUGACCUCGACCUCCGUGCCCCAUAAUGGAUCUGGCAACAGCCACGAGAAACUGCAAAAAUGGUCUUCGCUCAUCGGUAUCAUCACGGCUUUGGUCGGAAAUGUGCUGAUCUCUCUCGCACUUAACAUGCAACGCUACGCUCACAUCCGGAUCGCCCGCGAAUACGAGCUUGAUAAGCUUUCAAAAGACCCUGACUCGCCAGAAGGACAGUUGAGGACGAACUCAUAUGGAACACCCAACGCGGAUCAUGCUCGGAAGAAUGGCCGGGGUAGAACACCAACACAUGAUCGCCGCCGCGAACGACGCAACUUCGCCCCGUACCGCGAUGAGGCAGAAGACGAGGACUUCUUCGAGGUUCGGAAUGGACGGUCCCGACGGAAUACUAGGAGGAACUCAUUCAGUUCCGACCGGACAGCUCGCCCCGGUGGUGAAGAGGGUCAGGGCAACAAGAAGUCCUAUCUGAAGUCUCCGUAUUGGUGGGUUGGCAUUAUACUGAUGACUCUUGGAGAAACGGGUAACUUCCUGGCCUAUGGAUUUGCACCUGCGUCCAUCGUGUCGCCUCUGGGUGUUGUUGCAUUGAUCUCUAACUGUAUCAUCGCACCUUGCUUGCUGAAAGAGAAGUUCCGAUCGCGGGACUUCUGGGGCGUGCUGGUUGCUAUUGCGGGUGCUGUUGUCGUGGUUCUCAGUGCGAAAUCCUCGGAGGAGAAGAUUGGGCCAGGUGAAAUUUGGGACAUGAUCACGACUUGGGAAUUCGAGCUCUACCUAGGAUUGACUUGUGCAUUGAUAGUCGGUCUCAUGUGGGCAAGCUAUCAAUAUGGCCGACGAUCGCUCCUCAUUGAUGUUGGGCUCGUGGCUCUGUUCGGUGGCUACACUGCUUUAUCAACCAAGGGCGUCUCAUCGCUACUGACCUUCACAUUUUGGCAUGUGAUUACGUACCCGGUCUUCUAUCUGCUCGUCUUCAUCCUCGUAUCCAGUGCUCUCAUGCAAAUACGAUACAUUAACCGCGCGUUGCAGCGUUUCGACUCAACGCAGGUGAUCCCUACACAGUUUGUCCUGUUCACUCUGUCGGUUAUUAUCGGCAGUGCUAUCCUUUAUCGCGAUUUUGAAUCUAUGGAUAUCGCUCGUGCCGCAAAAUUCAUCGGAGGGUGUCUCCUGACAUUCCUUGGCGUGUACUUCAUUACAAGCGGUCGCGUGCGUGGAGAUGACGAGUCAACCUUCUCAACUGACGAAGAAGAUGCAUUCGGGUUAUUGGAUGGCGAAAGAUACCGCGACAGCGUGGACAUGUCUCCGCCAGCCCCGGUAUUGCGUACAUCAAACGCUGUAUUGGCCCCCGAGGCCUCCCAGGAUAUGCCCCAGUCUCCCUCGGGGUCCCUCGCAAGUCGCGGUAUCGACGGUGUGAAUGAAGACGAGCUCACACCGCGAGGAGCCCUGUCCCCAGUAUCGUCUUCACCAACUGUCUCUUUGGUCGGGGAUUCUGCACUUUCAGGCAGGUCUCUCGAGCACCCUUCGCCAUUGCGACCUCCAUCGCAGAUGUCAAACCCUUGGGCAGACUCGCAAGACGAAAUCUCACCUUCCAAGUCAGAUCUUGAAAUUUCCCGCCCUGCGAUACCUCCGGCAGAGGAUGAGUCGAGCGGUAUGGAAUCGACAGUUCUUUUGCAAUUUCCUCCUGCACCCGGGAUCGAUGAUAGUGCAGCUGGCAUCCGUCGAGCCUCGACUCCCACUGCGAAUGAUGAGCCUCAGCUUUCGGAUAGAGCACGUGCUAGCCUUGAAACCCCUAGGCGCUCAACGCGUCACACCCCUUUAAAUCGGUACUCCCCUGGUCCUUUUCUCCCGACUCUUUCCGGAGGUAUCAGUGCCGUUGUUGUCGAAUCGCUUCGCCGCGGUGAACAUAGCCCUUUGAAGGAUCGAAGCAGACGCAAAGGCAGUCGCCGGAAGCAGCUGGAUGGAGCCUUUGGCGAUAACCCGGUCCGUUACCAAGAUGGCGAUCUAGAACCCGACGACGGACACCAAAGCUCCUUGACUGUUGCCAAUGAGCGGCUUCAGUCUGCUACUGAUAACAGCGUUGCAGCCGAGGAAGCUGGUCGGUCUACGCCUGCUCUUGCCACAGAGCUUUAUACAACCCAGACGAAGAAAUCCGAUGAAGAGGGCACUCGUCUGCGCAGCUUCAGCGAUUCGUGGAAUGGCGGCCUCGCCUGGCUGGGCGGGGCAUUGCGAAGAAACUCAGUUCCCCGCAAUGCUCAGAACACCGUCACAGAAGACACAAUCCAGAGAGGGCACUUAAACACGCAGGUUGAUUCCGAAUCUCACAACCAUCAAUAG
Penicillium chermesinum is the source of this 2433-nucleotide messenger RNA. Its product is annotated as DUF803 domain membrane protein. NCBI's taxonomy places the organism in Eukaryota, Fungi, Ascomycota, Eurotiomycetes, Eurotiales, Aspergillaceae. Gene Ontology annotation, molecular function: magnesium ion transmembrane transporter activity. The coding region runs from base 1 to 2433 and encodes 810 amino acids. The record is from RefSeq and is a predicted model, not a curated record. Gene Ontology annotation, cellular component: membrane. The transcript has 2 exons. Gene Ontology annotation, biological process: magnesium ion transport.